Ilex paraguariensis (yerba mate) is the source of this 984-nucleotide messenger RNA. Lineage: Eukaryota; Viridiplantae; Streptophyta; Magnoliopsida; Aquifoliales; Aquifoliaceae. The record is from the annotation of a GenBank genome assembly.
CAUUGACCUUCGACAGCCUAUCUAUCUCUGCCUCCUUGCUCGCAACCCCACUUCCCCUCUUGAAUCUACCGCCUCCAUUGACUCACCAACCUCCCCACCCCCUCUUCUGUCUCUCUAUCUUCAAGCCCUUUCACAAGCUUUGAAGAGCUAAAAGCACAGAUCUUUACUCACCCAGUUGUCGAUUUCUUUGUGUUUUUUUUGCAAUGGGUGGCGACGGAAAGGUCUUUACUUUGGCGGAGGUCUCCGACCACACCACUUCCAAUGACUGUUGGAUCGUCAUCAGUGGCAAGGUAUAUGAUGUGACAAAGUUCUUGGAGGACCAUCCUGGUGGUGAUGAGGUUUUGUUGACAGCCACUGGGAAGGAUGCAACCGAUGAUUUUGAGGAUGUUGGGCACAGUACCAGUGCAAGAGCGAUGCUGGAUGAAUUCUAUGUGGGCGACUUUGAUACAUCAACUGUCUCCACCCAGACCACGUAUACUCCUCCCACACAGCCUCAAAACAGUCAAGGAAAUUCAUCAGAUUUCAUCAUCAAGCUGCUUCAGUUCUUAGUUCCCCUGAUUAUCUUAAUCGUGGCUCUUGGCAUCCGUUCCUAUACCAAAUCACCGGCUUAAUGAUGGAGCGCGCAAGGAAUUGGAAUGCAAUUCUUAAUAAUAAGUUUAUCCAAUAAGACCCUGCUCUUUUUGUUAUCAUCCACCAAUACUGUUAAGAUUCAGUGGAUGGUACAAUGUUUCGACUUUUAAGUGGUAAUCAGUAUGUGCCUGUUUUCCUUUGCCAUUUACUUGUUGAGACUCGUGGUUUGCCUCAUUGAUAUGCCACCCUGAAAGUUGUCUCGUUUCGUUUGUGUCACUUUAUUUAUUUGGAGGAUCUAAUGAAGGUAUCUGUCUACCUAUGAGAAACCACCAACACCAUUUGUGGUUUGAGCUAUCGCACCUUGGUUACUUUCACCCAUGAAAAUUGGUUUUUGCUAGAGGCUUUUCAAUGAUG